AUAUGUGAAGCAGCCGCCGGUCCGCUAGCAACAGGCGCCGCCAUUUUGGAUGCGGGGGACUGUCAGGAUGGUGGAUAAGAAUAUUUACAUUGUCCAAGGUGAAAUCAAUACAGUGGUGGGUGCCAUAAAACGCAAUGCUCGAUGGAAUACUCACACGCAUUUGGAUGAAGAACGGGAUCCCCUGCUGCACAGCUUUGGUUUAUUGAAAGAAGUGCUAAAUAACAUAACCGAGCUUUCGGAAAUUGAACCCAAUGUCUUUCUCCGACCCUUCCUGGAAGUAAUCCGUUCUGAAGACACUACAGGUCCCAUCACUGGGUUGGCCCUGACAUCUGUGAACAAGUUCCUCUCAUACGCAUUAAUAGAUCCCAGCCAUGAGGGCACAGCUGAGGGAAUGGAGAACAUGGCGGACGCCGUCACGCAUGCCCGAUUUGUGGGCACGGAUCCGGCAAGCGAUGAGGUUGUCUUGAUGAAAAUCCUGCAGGUUUUGAGGACCCUGCUGCUCACUCCAGUGGGAGCCCAUCUCACCAAUGAGUCAGUGUGUGAGAUCAUGCAGUCCUGCUUCCGUAUAUGUUUUGAAAUGAGGCUCAGCGAGUUAUUGAGAAAAUCUGCAGAGCACACUCUGGUCGACAUGGUGCAGCUGCUCUUCACAAGAUUGCCUCACUUUAAGGAAGAGCCUAAAAGCUAUGUGGGGGCUAACAUGAAGAAGAUCUCUCCAUGUCUCCUCAACAAACUGGAACUAAGUAGUGGGGAACAACCCAAAGCCCUGAACCAGUUAGAGAGGGUACUGCUCUUUAAGAACCUGAAGCUGAAAAUGAGAGCAGGAGGAAUGAGUGAUUCAUCUAAAUGGAAAAAACAGAAGAGAUCCCCAAGGCCCCCUCGCCAUGCAACCAAGGUCUCUCCAGGGACAGAGCAACCAGCCACCAAUGGUACUGUUAUGCCCAGUAACAUCACAGAUGGAGUUACUUUUAUUGAUGCUCCUUCUCCCAUCUCAUCUGGAAAUUCAGAAAACACCUCCUCUGCAGUCAGUCCUGCUACAGACAGUGGCUUGGAGUUGUCCUCCCAAACCACCUCCAAGGAAGAUCUUACAGACUUGGACCAGGUCAACUCUUUGGGAUUUAGUGCAGCAAUACCUUCAAGUGAGCCCAGUGCCACUGAGCAUCCACACCAGCCUGAACCCCAGAAUGAAGGUCUCAGGGUGGAGAAGACCCAGUCAGCCUCAGUAGAGUCUAUCCCAGAGGUGCUAGAAGAGUGCACAUCUGUGGCAGAACAUUCUGACUCUGCCUCUGUUCAUGACAUGGACUAUGUCAAUCCCCGAGGAGUACGUUUUACACAGUCCUCCCAAAAAGAAGGAAUAGCGCUGGUCCCCUACGGCCUGCCUUGUAUCCGAGAGCUGUUCCGCUUCCUCAUCUCCCUCACUAAUCCACAUGACCGCCACAACUCGGAGGUGAUGAUCCACAUGGGGCUGCAGCUGCUCACUGUUGCUCUGGAGUCUGCCCCUGUUGCAAACUGCCAGUCUCUGCUGGGGCUUUUGAAAGAUGAGUUGUGCCGGCACCUUUUUCAACUGCUGAGUGUGGAGCGGCUCAAUCUGUAUGCAGCCUCCCUCAGGGUAUGCUUCCUUCUCUUCGAGAGCAUGAGAGAGCACCUGAAGUUCCAACUGGAGAUGUACAUAAAGAAGCUGAUGGAGAUCAUCACUGUGGAGAACCCCAAGAUGCCCUAUGAGAUGAAGGAGAUGGCCCUGGAGGCCAUUGUUCAGCUGUGGAGGAUCCCCAGCUUUGUCACUGAGCUUUAUAUAAACUAUGACUGUGACUACUACUGCUCUAACCUCUUUGAGGACCUCACCAAACUGCUCUCCAAGAAUGCCUUUCCGGUUUCUGGACAACUUUAUACUACUCACCUGCUGUCUCUUGAAGCAUUGCUGACAGUGAUUGAUAGCACUGAAGCACACUGCCAAGCCAAAGUGCUGAGCAACAUCCACCAACAGGAGAAGGAAGUGGUCAAACCCAGCACAGAAACUGCCAGUAGCACCAAAGAACCAAGCAACAACAAUGAGAGAGUGCUGAGUGAAGGGAAAUCUCCCAGUGUGGUCACGGAGCUGUCCGGGGCAUGCCCGCCCACCAGUGGGUGUCUUAUGGCUGACCAGAUGAAGCAGGGCUGCCAGGAUUUGGAGGGAGGAAGUGAUGCAGCCGAGAAGAACAUCCCCAGGAAGCCUACUCGGUUUUCCUGCCUCCUGCCCAGAACUCAGGAACUGAUGGAAAUUAAGAGCAAAAAGAAGCUCCUGAUAACUGGCACAGAGCAGUUCAACCAGAAGCCAAGGAAAGGGAUACAGUUUCUGCAGGAGAAGAACCUUCUGGCCAUCCCCAUGGACAACAAUGAGGUGGCCCAGUGGCUGCGAGAAAAUCCCCGGCUAGACAAGAAGAUGAUUGGGGAGUUUGUGAGUGACCGUAAGAACAUAGACUUGCUGGAGAGCUUUGUGGGGACUUUCAAUUUCCAAGGCUUAAGACUGGAUGAAGCAUUACGGCUUUACCUAGAAGCAUUUCGCUUACCAGGAGAGGCGCCGGUGAUUCAUAGGCUAUUGGAAGCCUUCACAGAACAUUGGCGGAAAUCAAAUGGCUCUCCAUUUGCUAAUAGUGACGCCUGCUUUGCCCUGGCCUACGCAGUUAUUAUGCUGAACACUGACCAGCAUAACCAUAAUGUCCGCAAGCAGAAUGUUCCAAUGACCCUAGAGGAAUUCCGGAAGAACUUGAAGGGGGUGAAUGGAGGCAAAGACUUUGAACAGGACAUACUGGAGGACAUGUACCAUGCCAUCAAAAAUGACGAAAUAGUGAUGCCAGAAGAGCAGACGGGCCUGGUGAAGGAAAACUACAUAUGGAAUGUACUGCUGCAUCGUGGUGCCACUGAUGAAGGCAUCUUCCUGCACGUGCCUCCUGGAAGCUACGAUCAUGAUCUCUUCACCAUGACUUGGGGCCCCACCAUUGCAGCCCUAUCCUACGUUUUUGACAAGAGCUUAGAUGAAACAAUCAUCCAGAAGGCUAUCUCUGGCUUCAGGAAAUGUGCAAUGAUUUCUGCACACUAUGGCCUGAGUGAUGUGUUUGACAAUCUCAUAAUUUCUCUCUGCAAGUUUACUGCCCUCAGCAGCGAGUCUAUCGAGAAUUUGCCCAGUGUUUUUGGAAGUAAUCCCAAGGCCCACAUCGCAGCAAAGACUGUGUUUCACUUGGCACAUCGCCAUGGCGACAUUCUGCGGGAGGGCUGGAAAAACAUCAUGGAGGCCAUGCUGCAGCUUUUCCGAGCAGAGCUGCUGCCCAAGGCCAUGGUGGAGGUUGAAGACUUUGUGGAUCCCAAUGGCAAGAUCUCUCUGCAGCGGGAAGAGACCCCAUCUAACCGCGGUGAAUCCACAGUGCUGAGCUUUGUUAGCUGGCUCACCCUCAGCGGUACAGAACAAUCUGGUAUGAGGGGGCCAUCUACAGAGAACCAGGAGGCAAAGCGAAUGGCUCUGGAGUGCAUCAAGCAAUGUGACCCCGAAAAGCUGAUCACUGAAAGCAAGUUCCUCCAGCUGGAGUCCCUCCAGGAGCUCAUGAAGGCUCUGAUCUCCGUAACUCCUGAUGAGGAGACAUAUGAUGAGGAGGACGCUGCUUUCUGCUUGGAGAUGCUGCUGAGGAUUGUGCUGGAGAAUAGGGACCGUGUGGGAUGUGUCUGGCAGGCAGUGCGAGACCACCUCUAUCACCUGUGCGUCCAUGCUCUGGAGUUCUGCUUCCUAGUGGAAAGAGCGGUGGUAGGGCUGCUCAGGCUGGCCAUUCGGCUCCUGCGCCGGGAGGAGAUCAGUGCCCAGGUUCUCCUCUCGCUCCGUAUCCUGCUAAUGAUGAAGCCCAGCAUGCUGUCCAGAGUUAGCCACCAGGUUGCCUAUGGCCUCCACGAGCUCCUGAAGACCAAUGCUGCUAACAUCCACUCCGGGGAUGACUGGUACACACUCUUCACCCUCCUGGAGUGUAUCGGGUCAGGGGUGAAACCGCCCCCAGCCCUGCAGGUUACAGCAAGGGCAGAUAAUGACACAGGUGCUCAGUCUGACAGUGAGAUCUCCUUGUCCUACCACCCGAGUGAUGUCAGCCUGGACCGUGGCUACACCUCUGAUUCUGAGGUAUAUGCUGAUCACAGCAAGCAAGGCAAGAUGCAUCGCUCCGUGACUGACGUGGAUGUGGUGAACAGCGGCUGGCUGGUGGUUGGCAAGGACGACAUUGACAGCCCCAAACCCAUGGCUGGGCUCAGCAGGCAGGGUCCAUCUCCUCUCGUGAACCAGUAUAGCCUGACUGUGGGUCUGGACCUGGGCCCACACGACACCAAAUCUCUCAUGAAGUGCGUGGAGUCCCUGUCCUUCAUUGUGCGAGAUGCUGCUCAUGUCACUCCAGAGAACUUCGAGCUCUGCGUCAAAACCAUCCGCAUCUUUGUAGAGGCGAGUUUGAAUGGAGGGUACAAGUCCCAGGAGAAGCGGGCGAAGAGCCAUAAGUAUGACGGUAAAACCAACCGUUUCAAGAAGAAGCCAAAAGAGAACUCGCUGAGGCGCUCGCGGGCCUCGAGCCAGCACCAGAGCCACUCCCACAGCGAUGAGGAGGAUGACGAGAGUGUUCCGGCCAGCUACCACACUGUGUCUUUACAGUUGCUGGACCUCAUGCACACCCUCCACACACGAGCUGCCACCAUCUACAGCUCCUGGGCAGAGGAGCAGCGCCACCUGGAGGCCGCAGGGAAGAAAAUCGAAGCAGACUCUCAAACACUGUGGUCCAACUGCUGGUGCCCCUUGCUGCAAGGUAUCGCCUGGCUGUGCUGUGAUGCCCGGCGCCAGGUGCGGAUGCAGGCGCUCACCUACCUGCAGCGGGCUCUCCUUGUGCAUGAUCUGCAGGCGCUGGAUGCUCUGGAGUGGGAGUCCUGCUUCAAUAAGGUGCUGUUCCCUCUGCUGACCAAACUGCUGGAGAACGUCAGUCCAGCUGAUGUUGGUGGGAUGGAAGAGACCAGAAUGAGAGCCUCGACACUGCUCUCCAAGGUGUUCCUGCAGCAUCUCUCCCCGCUGCUCUCCUUGACAACGUUCGCUGCUCUGUGGCUGACGAUCCUGGACUUCAUGGACAAAUACAUGCAUGCAGGCUCCAGCGACUUACUGCUAGAGGCCAUCCCAGAGUCUCUGAAGAACAUGCUGCUUGUGAUGGACACGGCUGGAAUAUUCCACAGUGCUGAUUCACGCACAGGGUACUCGGACCUCUGGGAGAUCACUUGGGAGCGGAUAGAUUGCUUCCUGCCCAGACUGCGUGAUGAGCUCUUCAAACAGACAGUCAUCCAGGAACCUGUCCCCAGUGUGCCAACAGAGCCACAUCCUCAGAAACCAGUGGCCCCUGCCCUGCCUGCUUCUGCCGCCCACCUAGCACCCUCGGAGAAGUCCUCUGAGCUGGGUGCCAGUGACUCUGAGAGAGCCCCAGGCCCCGGCCCAGCCAUCAGAGGCGCCUCUGGCUCCCCUCUCUCUGCGGUGGCAUCGGUGAAGAUGAGCCCCGUCACAGAUGUACCUCCUCAUAUGGCGCAGUCACCACUGAUCCUGCAGCCUCUCGCCUCCCCCCUGCAGGUCGGGGUGCCGCCUAUGACUCUGCCAAUCAUUCUCAACCCUGCCCUGAUUGAGGCCACUUCCCCAGUUCCCCUCCUGGCCACUGCACGGCCCACCGAUCCCAUGACAACCUCUGAAGUCAACUAGAGUGAGGGGGCUCGAGGAUGGCUUGCUGAGGAAGUGCUGCAGGUGGAGGACACCAGCUAGAUCCUCCCUGGUAGUUGCCACCUUGGCUGUAGAGGAUGGUAGCUUGAGCAGAAGGGCAGCAGGGUGCUUGGCAGGGCAACUGCUAAAAUCUCCCUGGAGCGUGUCGGCCUCUGCUCCCUUCUCAUGGCUACUGCUCAGGAGUCACUGGCUCCCUUCCUUGGAGGGGGAGCUCAGUGCCACUGACCACCACUGACCGCCUCCUUGCCUUUGCAAUCUCAGGGGCCAGGCAGCCACCUUUACCCAGCAGCCUGUGACCAAGCCACUGCUGUUAGCAGGUGAAGAGGGAAGCUCCGUGCUGUGGGAGCAGAGAGGCCUGGGUUCCUGGGAUCCCUAUGAUCAUUCAGUCCAGCUGGUUCAUCCUCCAUGUCCACUGUCCUCGGCACUAGUUCUUGGUGCAGGCCCUGGGCAUCCCCAUGCAGCAGGGGUUUGGCUUUCGUUCCUCUCCCCAGAAACAUACAGCCCCCUCAGCGUGGCUCUGAGCUUGCUGGCCAUGGUGUGCAGGCUGCGCUUUCCUGGCUCCGGACUGCAGCGUAUCACCAAGCUCCCCCCAGCCCAAUGGCGAGAGGGCGCGAGUGGGCACCCCUGGCGAGACCAACUCUACCCCCUCCCUCUGGGUCUGAGUGACACGCUGAGGCCUUUCUGGGAGGAGGGAGAGAAUCCAACCAGUGUUAGCUAUUGGGCAGACUAGAUGGAAGCCAGCAGCUGAAAGCAGCCCCAGCAAUGCCUCUCCCACAGCAGCUCUUGGGGAGCAACUCCCCAUGAAAUGAACAGCAUCCUCCUGCCUAGACACUACACUGGCCCCUUCCUAUUUCCAGCCGCAGGUGCUCUCUUCUCCAGCCGUCGGGCCUGCAUGCUCCUUAGCUUGAGAGAGGAGCUAGCUGCUGCUUGUCAAGUCCCACCAUGGGCAUUGGGGUGCUCAGCUUCCCUCCUUCCCUGCCCCCCAAAGCUCCAGCAGCUCAGCAAAGCCCUGGCAGCAUUGCACUUUGCUUCUCCCUACGCUGUGGAUGCCGGUACCUUCUCUGCCAUCCCUUCCCGAAGCGGAGCGAGCCAGCUGGAAUGUACCAUAUCUCAGUUCUUCCUGUUUUCUGAACUAGUUUUAUAAAUUCUCCGGGCUGAUUGCAGAAAUCCCAUUGGAAACGGGGAGCGACUCAGAGCCAGCGUGUUCUGUACUCAGAGGAAACCCAGAGCCGCAGGGGAUAGACAGUGUACAUAAGGAAUAAAUGGCUGGGAAUCCAAUGGACUUUUUACAGUGUAAUAAAUGUCCUGU
Molecule: messenger RNA, 7052 nt
Organism: Emys orbicularis (European pond turtle)
Lineage: Eukaryota; Metazoa; Chordata; Testudines; Emydidae
Gene: GBF1
Product: golgi brefeldin A resistant guanine nucleotide exchange factor 1
Exons: 41
Coding region: 50-5725 (1891 amino acids)
Biological process (GO): regulation of ARF protein signal transduction
Molecular function (GO): guanyl-nucleotide exchange factor activity
Source: RefSeq, a predicted model, not a curated record